AUGAAAAUUUUUGAGGCCCUAUUAGAGCUUCAAAAUACGUUGUUAAAGUAUUAUCUGGCAACCAUACAGUAUCUAUACCACGAAUUGCUAACUUUAUUUGAAAAUAAGGUUUCUAUUGACGUGGAAAAACCUGAUUUGGAAAGAAUAAGUUUUUAUACGUCGCUUAUUGAAAAGUAUCAAUACCAAAUUAUACAGUUGACGGAUUUUAACAAGGGUCAUACAAUUUACAUGACUUUACAACAGAUUAUCAACAGUGGUAUACAAGAUGUCCUCGUCACUAUCACAGCUUUGCGUAACCUGGAGCAAAAAUUGAUCAGAGUCUCUAGUGAAGCAUUAUUAAUUCAACCAGGAAUUGAGGAAAAAUUAAAAUGGAUCAUAAAUGAAAACAAUCAUUUACACAAUUUUCAAAAUGAUCAAGAUAGAUACCAAGCUUUUUUUGCGAGAUUGAAAAAUGAAAUAAAUGACGUUCCACCACCACAAUAUACUUGUCUGUCGCUAAAUAAGUUUGUGGAGGAUAUUGUCAAUGAAUAUUCUUUAGAUAUUCCGGUUCUUGAAAUUGUCAUUGACAAAUUGAAUAGAAAUCAUAGCGAGGAAGAGCUUUACUUAGAAAAGUUACAGAAUACUAUUUUGCAACAUAUCUUGGAACAAGAAGUUGACACUUCAAGUGUAUCCUUCACAGAACAAGAAAUUAAAGUUAUAGAUAUAAUGGAAAUACUCACUGCUCACAUAGAUUUUUUCAAACGAUUAUCCAAGAUCUAUAUUAAAUUUGACAAAUUAUUACUUCAAAAGUUAAGGCUUGAUAACUUGCCAGCUCCUGAAUCGGUUGAAAUCAAUUCUCAUAUUGCCAAAAAACUUGACAAUUUUAUUGCAAAUUUAGUUGCCGGAGGGACAGUAGGGUUGAGCACAGAACAAACUUAUAUUCUGGUUUUUAGUUUUAUCCAAAAUAUUGCAUUUCAGUUUCGAACGUUUAAUGAAAAUUAUAUAGGAUACAUUCCUGAAUCUAGACCAGCAAGAUAUGGAGACGACGAAUCAUUUUGGACAUUGGUUAAAGAAUACAUUGCCACCUUACUUCGAGUGACCAAAUUUUUAGAGGACCCUAAUGGGUGCAACCACGAUGUAAAUAUUAUCAUGGGCAGUUCAAAAGAGGAGUUUGAACAAUUGGAAAAUGAAGCUAGAGAGUAUUUCUUUGCAUUGUUACCUUUUGAGAGGAUUUUUGAAUGUGACGAAAGGAUUGUGAACCAUCAAUUGGGUGAAAAAAACUAA
Messenger RNA from Candida albicans SC5314, 1263 nucleotides. RefSeq lists its product as uncharacterized. Bases 1 to 1263 code for a protein of 420 amino acids. The record is from RefSeq and is a predicted model, not a curated record. The transcript has a single exon. Lineage: Eukaryota; Fungi; Ascomycota; Pichiomycetes; Serinales; Debaryomycetaceae.